Messenger RNA from Uncinocarpus reesii 1704, 2328 nucleotides. RefSeq lists its product as uncharacterized. The coding region runs from base 1 to 2328 and encodes 775 amino acids. Gene Ontology annotation, biological process: intracellular signal transduction; protein phosphorylation. Gene Ontology annotation, molecular function: ATP binding; protein serine/threonine kinase activity. The transcript is spliced from 3 exons. Lineage: Eukaryota; Fungi; Ascomycota; Eurotiomycetes; Onygenales; Onygenaceae. The record is from RefSeq and is a predicted model, not a curated record.
AUGGCCACCUCCGAGAAUUCGUCGCCCCAGCACGCAGGCCAACAAACCGUUCGUUUUGCUUCCAAGAAGGAAGAAAUCGAGCCCUCCGGGGGUCUACAUACAUCAGCAAUGUCCAUCGACAAGUCACAAGCACCCGAAACAGAUAUGGAAGACCUCUCGAUGAAAUUACAAAAGUCAAGGCUACAGGAAACCAGAAUGCGGAAUUUCGCUUUCGAGCCUGUUUCCUUACCGCCAACGAGACUCCCUUCGAGGGACUCGAAUACGCAUAGUAAUCGGGGUGGUCCGUCACCACCUCCCUCGGGGCCGCAUUCUCCUAUCCUAGGUGCCCAAGACUCGGAACGAAUGAGGGAACGGAUCCACCGAGGAAUUGCGCAAUAUUCAGACAUGACACCCCAGUCGUCAUUGUCAAACGACGCAUCAGGUAAAAGCUACACUUCUAGGUCGCCAGCCGGCAACGGUUCCAGGCCUUCUUCAUCUUCAGGCCCAACAUCAACAAGACCGUCCUCCAUGUCGGAUUUUCCAGCGCCCCCAAGAGAGUCCCGGCAUAAGCCAAAAUUUUUCCUUGGGCCGUCCGAAGACAGCCCGCCUUCAACCCCGAGAUACGAAAUCAGAUCAUCUGCCUCUUCUCUCGUGGGAUCCGGCACUGCGACCCCGCUUGGAGAUCGGAACGAUCCUUAUGCUAGGAGUCGAAUGCCUCCUCCGCAAACCAAUCUCUCCCAGUUAGAUCAAAGAUUUAUUUUUAGCGGCCUCGACUCAAAGCGUCGGCCAAGCAAGGGUAAUAACCAGUCUACCCAAUUAACACCUGCCGUUGAUAAAUCGCAUGAUAAAAGGCUUUUUGGGAAAAAAGAACAACGUCACCUUGAGGGCCACAGGGAAGGACACAAACCUCAUGGCUCAAUGUCUGAGUUGAAGCGUUUUUUCCGUAUGGGUGCGAAACAGAAACGUAGUGAGUCGCCUGCUUCUAUACAUAAGAAGCACUCUUCACGAUCUUCGAGCAAGGUCGACCCAUUCCGAGCUCAUGGCCCUAGUGUUCCUUUUGCCGAUGAUCACGGGCUGCAAUCCAAAUAUGGGAAACUUGGAAAGGUUCUCGGUUCUGGCGCCGGCGGCUCUGUCCGAUUGUUAAAGCGAAAUACGGAUGGUGUCACGUUUGCUGUUAAGCAGUUCAGAGACCGCCAUAAAUGGGAGACGGAAAAGGACUAUGCAAAGAAAGUAACAGCGGAAUUUUGCAUCGGCUCUACCCUGCACCAUGGCAAUGUCAUAGAAACACUUGAUAUUCUUCAUGAAAACGGCCGCUGGUAUGAGGUCAUGGAAUACGCUCCCUAUGACCUAUUUGCUUGUGUAAUGACCGGCAAAAUGACGCGGGAAGAAAUCACUUGCACCUUUCUCCAGAUUGUUAAUGGGGUAACAUAUCUUCACAGCAUGGGGCUUGCACAUCGGGAUCUCAAGCUCGACAAUGUGGUUGUCAACGAGCAUGGGAUCAUGAAACUGAUUGACUUUGGCAGCGCUGUUGUUUUCCGAUACCCUUUUGAAAACAACAUUGUAUUAGCAUCAGGCGUUGUUGGGUCCGACCCAUAUUUGGCCCCAGAGGUUUACGAGGAACACAAAAGAUAUGAUCCCCGCGCAACAGAUAUUUGGUCUCUAGCAAUAAUAUUCUGUUGCAUGUCUUUGCGCCGAUUCCCAUGGAAGCAACCUAAAGAGAGCGACAACUCAUACAAGCUCUUCAUCUCACCACCUUCCCCAGGGACCCCACUCCCUGAUGGUUCUUCCAGAGAGAAUCGACCACGGCCAAAAUCAAUAGCGGAUGUUUCGUCUACAGCUCAAGAUUCCCCGGCCGAUAGCCGCCGUUCAUCAGCGCCUCGAUACCACCACCGGCAUGGAAGCGGGCCAUAUCCCCAUUCCGAUCCCACGACACGAGACCACGAACCUCACGAAAGUCAUCCUCCUAAUCACACGGCCGCUCUAUCCGAACAGCCGACGGCCGCCCUCAAAACCGCUAAUCCACCAUCGUCCCAGCAACCUCAACAACCGCAAUCGCAAACCUCUGCCUCUAGUGCCGGCUCUGGACAGCGACAAGAAGUCAUUAAAGGCCCCUGGCGAUUACUCCGGCUUUUACCCCGAGAGUCCAGACAUAUCAUAGGCCGCAUGCUUAAAGUUAAGCCCCGUGAAAGAGCCACGUUGCAAGAUAUCCUCUCGGAUGAAUGGGUACGUUCUAGCGAAGUGUGUAGACAAGAAGAGUUGGGCCAGAUCAUCAAUGCACCUAACCAUACCCAUGUUUUGGAGCCACCGUCUGGGGCUCCGCCACCGACAAGUGACCAAAACAACAAGUGA